Talaromyces proteolyticus is the source of this 1125-nucleotide messenger RNA. RefSeq lists its product as uncharacterized. The transcript is spliced from 3 exons. The coding region runs from base 1 to 1125 and encodes 374 amino acids. The record is from RefSeq and is a predicted model, not a curated record. Lineage: Eukaryota; Fungi; Ascomycota; Eurotiomycetes; Eurotiales; Trichocomaceae.
AUGACUCAAGACGGUAGCCAGAUACUUCCCUGGAAGCGCAUGUUGGAGGAAAUUACAAAUGUGAACGACUUGACAGAGAAAAGGAUUCUCAGUCUGCGAUCUCUAGCAUUCAGUGCUAUCUAUUUGCCACUAUUAAAGGUUAACAAAAAGGCCUUUGCGAAAUGGACCUCGAAGCAGCGACCAGAACUCCAGACGAUCAUCGAGUACGACGCUCGCAGCGAGUGUGUGAUUAUCAAAGGCAGACCGUACUUGCCACACCAGACUGUCCCGAUUUUCUUCAAUCACCUAUUCUACGCUAUUGCGAAGAACCGGGGUCUGCAGAACUUUGACUUUGUAUCGGAUAUGAAAUUGAAGCGUUUCACGUUAGUAUCACCAUUCGAAGAGACGCGGUUAGUCCCGGAAGCGUAUCUGAAAGAAAAGAAGAAAGCCUUUCCAUCCGUCGUACUGCUCAUCGGACCUACCACAUCCAUCAAAAACAUUACCCUGGUAGCUCGACGUUGGCUGAUAGGCACCUUCAGCGAGACCGAGACCGUGAUUGCCUUCACCCUCACCGUCAAUCCAGUUCCAACAUCGGUCUCUGCGCUCAUUCGCUCGAAAAUUUUUGAACGAAACUGGGGGUUAUCCGAUGAUGAGAUACGUAUUUUGUAUAACAACGUUGAGGCGCUUGGUACGCACGUGUUUGACUGGUAUAUGGAAAACAGCACCGUCAAGCUCGGCGGGGAAUGGGUGUCGCAUAUCUACAUCUUCGACCGGAAGAGCCCGAACGCAAAAUCUCCUGUGGCAACAAUACGAUUUUCCGCAAUCGACUACCAAAUUAACACCGAUUCAAUGCAGACGCAGCAAUCGACUAUUUUGGAAGUGCACGAUGAGCCUGUUUUAGAAUUUCAAGGCGAGACGGUGAGAUUAAACGAGCUUGCUCAUAUGCUUCACAGCUGUAUUAAAUUAGAAGCAAAUAAAAUGGCAGUUGCCUUGGCUCGCUGCAAAUUGAACCAGAUUGGAAUAUUGCGAGAGCAAAUACUGUAUGACGGCGUGUGGAGGAAGUACCCAUCUCCGGGACCUGACCAGUCGAAUCAGUAUUUUCAGAAUGCAUUAGGUUACGAGCAAUCAGCGGAUCAGGUAGAAUGA